AUGGAAGCUUCAAAAGGCCACAAGCAUGUCGAAUAUUAUGGUAAUGAAUCUGAUAAGAAUGAAGCAGCCAAUAUAAGAGGUACAGAAGUGAAAGCUGUAUAUAAUUUUUCCAUCCAGACAGUUGCAGGUCUUACUCCAGGAAUGAGUGAUGUUGAUGUUGUAGAAAGAGAAACAAGUCGAAAGGAGAGGAAGAGUUGUUUAUAUGAUGAAAGCAGAAGCAUUAAGAAUAAGAUUAAGAUCCUAUGCAGUUUUGGUGGGAAGAUUUUACCUCGUCCAAGUGAUGGGAAACUUAGAUAUGUUGGAGGAGAUACGAUGAUUAUCCGUAUAAGAAAGGACGUGUGUUGGCAAGAGUUAUGGGAGAAAACAACAGCACUUUACAGUGAAACAUGUUCAAUCAAGUAUCAGCUUCCUGGUGAGGAUCUUGAUGCAUUGGUAUCCGUCUCUUGUGAUGAAGAUUUGCAGAAUAUGAUGGAGGAAUGCAACAGCCUUGUUCAUCAUCAUCAUCAUCAUCAUCUUCAUGAAAAGCUUAGGAUGUUUCUGUUUUCCUUGACUGACUUGGAGGAUACUCAUUAUGGCUCUGCCGAUUCAGAGGUUCAGUUUGUAGUUGCUGUGAAUGGUUUGGUGGGAUCAAGAAGAAGAGUGGGACAUGAUCUUGGGAGAAACAAUCUGAAUCUGAAUGAGCUUCAUGGACAUAAUAAUAGUAAUAAUAAUAAUGGUGACAUGGGUUCAAGUAGAGUGCCACCUGUCGCCAACAGCAGCAUAUCAUCAGUGCCACUGCCAGUACCUUCUGAAUCUAUUAUUAUGCUGCCAAAUUCAUCCAAUCUACUAAACACCAACCAACACGGUGCUCUGCAAGGAGGAGGUUUUAGCCAAGGCCAGAAAUCGGACAUACAAGUAAACAAGGCAAUACCAAAGCAAGAGGUUGAAAAUGGUCCUCCAAACCCUAAAUUAGUCUCUUACUCUUCUCCUCCCCUUCCAAAAUCUAAUAAUAAGGAGAAGGAGAAUGAUAAUCUUAUUGAUUUGAGCUACCUUGAGCCACCUCCACCUCCACCUCCACGUGUUUAUCAUUCUGAGAGGCUUCCACGGGGGCCAACAGAGUUGAACAGGCUAACAAAGUCUGAUGAUUCACUCGCUUCUCAGUUUCUCUUAACUCGUUCACCUUCUGACUUCAUUUCAGAAGCUGUUGAAGAUCCCAUUCCCAUCUCAACAACAAAACAGGUUAAUAAUAAUGAUAACCAACACAAACAGAUCCUUAAAUCUGGCCCUGAAACCAACACUACUGAGGAGGUGAUCAAUCACAAACCAGCAGCAGCAGAAAGCAUAUCACACUUCAAAACUAACCAUACUGAUCCUCCUCCUCUUCCUAAUGAAAUUGAAUCCCAAGGCGACAUAGUUAUUGAUGUGAACGAUCGACUUUUUCUGUCUGAUAUAUUCACAAGAGCAAUGAUGUCAUCAGAAGAGGUGACUGGUGUUGCUGUCCUACCACAAGAUGGAGCAGGAUUGAGCUUCAACAUAGCAAACCACGAACCUCAGCACUGGUCUUUUUUCCAGAAAUUGGCUGCUGCUGAUGUUUCUCUCAUUCAUCAGGAUCAACUUGCUGGACCUCCAAAAACUUUUCUUCAAGAUGAUGAUCCAUCUCAGCUCAAAGUAAGUGAAACUCAAAGUAUGCAGUUUGUUGAAAACAUGAUGAGGAUGCCAGAGGCCGAGAUAGAGAACAUUAGGCUGCCUUCUCUAGCUGAUCUUGAUAUCAAUUCUUUGCAGAUGAUAAGGAAUGAAGAUGUUGAAGAAUUAAAGGAAGUUGGUUCUGGAACAUUUGGGACAGUUUACCAUGGAAAAUGGAGGGGAACAGAUGUGGCCAUCAAACGGAUAAACAAGAGUUGCUUUGCAGCAGGUCCAGGUCCAUCAUCUCAACAGGAGAGAUUGACAAUAAUAGAGUUCUGGCGAGAAGCUGAGAUUCUGUCAAAGCUUCACCAUCCAAAUGUUGUGGCAUUUUAUGGUAUAGUAGAAGAUGGUCCAGGGGGGACAUUAGCUACAGUCACAGAGUUCAUGGUUGAUGGUUCCUUAAGGCGUGUCUUACUUGGCAAAGAUAGGCAUCUGGACCAUCGCAAGAAGCUUAUAAUUGCAAUGGAUGCAGCCUUUGGGAUGGAGUAUUUACAUUCCAAGAAUAUUGUGCAUUUUGAUCUCAAAUGUGACAACUUGCUUGUCAAUAUGAAAGAUCCUUCACGCCCUAUAUGCAAGGUAGGUGAUUUUGGACUAUCAAAGAUGAAGCGCAACACUUUGGUUUCAGGUGGAGUUAGGGGCACCCUGCCAUGGAUGGCUCCUGAGCUGCUGAAUGGUAGCAGCAAUAAAGUAUCUGAGAAGGUUGAUGUAAUCUCGUUUGGAAUUGUGUUAUGGGAGAUCCUGACUGGCGAGGAGCCCUAUGCAAACAUGCACUAUGGUGCAAUCAUAGGAGGCAUUGUGAGCAAUAGGUUGAGACCCCCUAUUCCAAGGGAUUGUGAUGGGGAAUGGAGAAGGCUAAUGGAGCAUUGUUGGGCACCUAACCCUAUGCUCAGGCCAUCCUUCACUGAAAUAACCACCCACUUACGUCUUAUGUCUGCAGCCUCCCAUCCCCACCCACACAAGGGAUCUUAGCAAUGCAUCCCGUCCUCCAAAGUACAUACCAGGUCUAAGAUAGAGAUGAUACCAACCCU
Lactuca virosa is the source of this 2690-nucleotide messenger RNA. The record is from the annotation of a GenBank genome assembly. Lineage: Eukaryota; Viridiplantae; Streptophyta; Magnoliopsida; Asterales; Asteraceae.